This is a messenger RNA of Malassezia vespertilionis, 717 nucleotides long. RefSeq lists its product as uncharacterized. The record is from RefSeq and is a predicted model, not a curated record. The coding region runs from base 1 to 717 and encodes 238 amino acids. The transcript is spliced from 4 exons. Lineage: Eukaryota; Fungi; Basidiomycota; Malasseziomycetes; Malasseziales; Malasseziaceae.
AUGCUGGUGAAGCACCGCAAUGCGUUGGGCUCGCGGUCUUUGGGGAUUGGGCUGCUUGUGGGAGAAACGAUUAUAUGGCUUUGCUUUGCGUGGAGCUUUUUGCGUGUGAUGCAUGCAUCGCCAGGCUACGUGCGCGAUCUGUUUCCUUCGACAGAGGCGCCGUUGGAGUCCGUUUCAAUGGAGUCGUUUUCCUAUGCGAGUCAGCCGGUAGAGACUCCAUUGCACGAUGUAUUACAGCGUCCCAUUGCGCAUAACGAUGUAAGCAGUGUUCUGAAUAUGCGGUCAUUCACACCGCCGGAAGACAGACCUGAAACCGCGCCUGCCAGUCCGCACAAUACCGAGUGUACUCGACCUAUCUCGUAUGAGCCGAAUGACAGCGCAAAACUUUCCGCCGAGCCAGCUCAACAUGAGAGCCCGAGGCCGGUGGUUCACAUACCCAAAGCGCCGAAACCGGAGCGGAUCCCUUUCGAAGCGCCGAUCUACGCACCAAGCGAGCUUUACUGUACACGUCUUGUGGGGUUUCCUGCUAUCGGUCUACUCUUUGAUCACAAUUUCCACGAACUCCGCUAUGCAACAGAGUCCACCGAAGCACGCAGCCGCGAGGCCGAGCUGAAAUCCAUGCUCGGAAUACACGGCGAAAACUACACGGAAGCGCGCUUUGUAGAGACGCCCCCCGCGAUGGUAAGUGGCGCCCACGCCAAGAGUGGCCGCCUAUAG